This is a messenger RNA of Adineta ricciae, 9888 nucleotides long. The record is from the annotation of a GenBank genome assembly. Lineage: Eukaryota; Metazoa; Rotifera; Eurotatoria; Adinetida; Adinetidae.
AUGGUUUUCGAAAAUAUCGUCGGCUAUCUACUGGACAAAUACUUGGGCGAUUAUAUUGAAAAUUUAGAUACAAAAAAGCUCAAAGUUGAUUUAUGGAGUGGCAAAGUCGAACUAAAUAACCUUUAUCUGAAACCAAAUGCACUCGCUGAUUUAAACCUUCCUGUAACCAUAUCUAUUGGUUACCUCGAAAGAUUAGUUCUGGAAGUACCAUGGAAAAGCAUUUAUACAUCGUCAACCAAAGCAACAGUCGAUGGACUUUUUCUUCUAGUCGUACCGAAAACUGAAGUUGAAUACGAUGCCAAACGCGAUGAAAAGGAACAACAUGAAGCAAAAAUGAAAGAAGUCCAUCUGGUCGAACAACUUCGAAAAGACAAAGAAGCUGAGAAAAAUAGCGAUGCUCCAGCGACAAACAAUGAUACAUACAUGGAACGUAUUCAGUUACAAAUCAUACGAAAUUUGGAAUUAUCGAUUCAAAAUAUUCACAUUGUCUAUGAAGAUCGCUCAACGAAACCGAGCCAUCCGUUUGCUGUUGGAAUAACUCUCGAUUAUAUAAAACUACACACGACGACUCCUGAUUGGCAGCAAGCAAUUCUCAAAGAAGAUACGCCAUUGAUCCAUAAACUCGGCCAAUUAAAUGCAUUUUCAAUCUAUUGGAACACAGAUGCUCAAUCACGUUCAACACUAUCACGCGCUGAUAUCAUCAAAAAUUUACGAGAACGAAUUGCAACCAACAAUCGACAAGUUCCAAGUGAUAUGUCAUAUAUUCUUCGACCGUUGAAUGUUACGGCAAGAGUGAUAUUGGCCAUGAAACCACGGCAGGAAAAUUUUAAAAAGCCGAUGUUCGAUAUCAAAGUUGAUUUGGAUGAAAUUAGUUUAAAUAUCAAUCGUAAUCAGUACUUAGAUGUAUUGGAUUUAUUGGAAUUUCAAGAUUAUCUGACCAUUAAAUCGAAAUACAUUAAAUAUCGUGGACGAUCUAUGCUGGAACAAAAAUUAAGUCGGAAAAAUUGGAAAUUUGCCUAUGAAGCUAUUGUUAAUGAGGAAGUUCGACCUCGAUUCGAUUGUUACAAAUGGGAGAACAUCAAAGCACAUUUAGAUCGGUGCAGAGCAUAUCGGAAACUUCAUAUUCAAGAAUUGACAGGAAAACUAACAAAUGAAGAUAAACAACGCAUUCAAGAAUUAGAGAAAAAACUAGAUGUUUUCAAUCUGACCUACAUUCGUCGUAAGGCGGAGAUCGAAGCACGAAAGAAGAAGGAACAAGAACCAAAGACUUGGUGGGGAAGUGUGUCGAACUGGUGGGGCGGAAAUACACCAAAAGAUGAUCCAAGCCUUAGUUUAGAAGAAGUGAUGACUCCUGAAGAAAAGAAGAAACUCGAUGAUGCAAUCGGGUAUGAAGGAGAAGACAAGUCUACAUCGACAUACCCUGAAACAUACAUCGAUGUUGAUCUAGCUAUUCGUUUGAAGAUGCUCGAUGUAAAUGUAUGGUCAAAGAUAAACGACAAUGAUACGCAAUUCCAAAUUAUCACGCGAGCAACGAUACCCGAUACAGGUUUAGCUUUCCGACGACGACCUGCAACGAACGCUAUUGCUGUAUUUGUUGAUUUGGGCUCGUUUCAAGUCGUUGGCAUGGCUACAGACGGGCUGCAAACCACUACGUCGAAUGAAAAUCGGCCGGUACUCGUUCAACCGGUUCACCGCUUGUCAUCAUCAAGUGAACAGAAAUUGCUACAAAUCGAGUUUGAAACCAAUCCAUUGGAUAAAUCAGGGGAUUAUCGUGUCAAAGUAGUAGCACAAUCUAUGGAAGCGAAGUACAACGCUCCAACAAUUAACAAAUUGGCGGAAUGCUUCGAGCAAGAUACUCAACGUAAUCUACAAGGUGUGAAACAAGUGGCAUAUUCGACAUACACAGAUGUAAAACACCGUUCGUAUAUUCUCAUGAAACAUAAUGUCGAGAAAAUCAAAGUUUUGGAUAUCGAUAUUGAUCUUCAAUCGUCAUAUUUUCUUCUCCCAGAAAAUGGAGUUUUCCAAGAGGAUGGAGCGUCGAUUUGCAUGGAUCUUGGUCAUUUGACAUUGAAACGAGGAACAGUAUCUGCCGACAGUGAAGAUGAAUUGACUGCGAUAAAAAAAGCCGAAAAUAUCGAUGAUGCUCGAGAGAAAUCCUACACGCAGUUCAAACUUAAACUUGAAGAUAUUCAAUUGAUCUAUGCCAACCGAAAUGAAAGUUGGGAAAAUGCUCGCAAAAACAAAAACACGCCGUUACAUUUAAUUAAACCAAUGUCAUUGGAGUUAGAUGUGGGAAAAUGCUUUUAUAAUGAUGAUGCUGUCCUACCUGCCUGGAAAGUUGCUGGAAAUAUUCCCAGUGUAGACCUGCGCUUAUCCGAUACGCGUCUGUUUCAAAUUAUGCAUCAUGUGCAAUCGAUUCCAUUUCCGGAAUCGAAAACUCCAACCAUUACUGAAAUACCCUAUGAAUCCGAAACAUUACCUAUGCAAGCAUUGGUGAAAAAUCCCGAAGAAACAUUACAAGCUGUUGAAGGAAUGACACCGGUCAAGAAAACGAAGGAGAAAGUCGAAGCUGAAGAACAGCAGGAAAGUUCAAGCGCAGUCGAAGAGGAGAAACAAUUUGAAGGACAAUUAACGCAGUUAGAAGCUAUGUUUACAUUAGAUAAAAUCGACAUACAUAUCGAUAAAGCGACAAGUGAUACAAACAUUGAUGAACCAUUCUUACGCGUAACACUUCAGUCAAUCACUGCCAACACGAAAAUCAAAACUUUCGAUAUGGAAUUCAAUGCAUCUUUGGAAGAUCUUAUUGUCUAUCACCAACAAUUUAUCGGCAAAGAUAAUCAAAAGUUACGAUUGUUAUCAGCCCAACUCGACAAAAAAAAUGCGGGUGGCGAUCAGAAACUAGUCAGCUUGUACUUUCUGCACACAUCAGCGGAGAAUCCAUUGUUUUCAUCACCAACGUAUGAUGGAAUCGAGAAUCGAGCUCGCGUUCAUUUCAGCAAACUUGUGGUGAUGUUACAAUUAGAGGCGCUUCUAUCCAUCUUCAAAUUUCAAGAUUCAUUAAUGAAAAAACUACCCGUUGAUGUGAAGGAUGACGCGACGAAACCAAAAGUCGAGGACGAAAACAAAGCUAUCGAAAAAGCAGAAAAAGUUGUCAAGAAAAAUGAUGCUCCAACUACACCAUCACUUACGAUCAACGCUGAUUUGGAAGAAUUUCGAAUUAUACUUGCAACGAAACAGGCUCGACUGUUCGAUGUUCAAGUACAAGGUAUCAUAGCUAAAGUCGCCCAAUCGUCUGAAAAGACACUAGUGAAUUUGAUUCUAUCAGAUUUACGUAUUUUUGAUCCAUAUAAAGAAGCACGAUACCGAAAAAUUAUUUCUCAACAAGGUGACGAGAAAGAAUUAUUGCGUGUUGAUCUGUCUCUUUUCAAUCAUCCCGAAGGAGUUGCGAAACCAUUAGACUAUUUCGACUGUGAUGUUAAAGUUCAAUUCGCAAAAGCGACGAUUGUCUUUCUUUUCAAACAUAUCGGUGCACUUCUGGGCUUUCUCGAUACGUUGAAUAUCACCAAAGCAGCACUUGAUAUUGCAUCUACACAAGCUGAUGCUGCCUAUGAGCAAGUACAAAAACUUCAAGAGCAAGCAUUUAAAGUUCAUCUCGAUAUUACCUUCAACGCACCGAAUAUCAUUAUUCCAACGAAUUCUUACUCCGACGAAGCACUCUUUCUAGAUUUGGGUAAAUUGACGUUGAAAACGAGUUUUCGUGAUGAUCCAAUCAAGGAUCUUAUCGAAGAACAGAACAUUCAAUUGGAAAAUAUUCUCGCUAGUCGGGUUAAGCUCGAUCGAGAUUAUAAUAUUCUUGGUGAAGCUGUUCUACUUGAAUGCGCAGAAUUGAAUGCGGUUGUUAAUCGCUUGUUAUUUCCGCAAAAAGCAAAAAGCCAACCGGGAGUAUCAAUUAAUGUUCAAUGGGAUUUAGUUCACUUUCGAUUGGCCAAAGAUGAUUAUUCAUGUGUAAUGAAAGUUUUGAUGGAGAACUUCUCGGAAAAUGUCCGUGAUGAAAUGCAGGACAAUACUCAAAAUGAAAACUAUCGAUAUAUUCAAGAUAAACAAGAAAAGGAAGAAGAUGCGUUAAAGAAUGCUGUCAUUAAAAAACAAAAAGAAUUACAAGGUGACGAAGUUAUACCAACAAUGAAACUUCGUGCACGGAUCAGUAAAUUAGCCUUGACGUUAUAUCUUGGCGAAUCUGAUUUGAGCACACGUCGUGGAGCACGAAAUGAUAAUCUGAAGUUGGCUAAUGUUGAAAUCGAUAUACUCGAAGCAGUGUUCCGUCAACAAUCUGAUGGCAGUUAUAAAGCAACAGCACGAGUUAAAAACUUCCUACUGGAUGAUCUACGAGAAACGAAUAAACCUGAAAGUGUAACGCGUAUGAUGGACAGACAUUUCACUGUCGAUCCCAACGCUCAAAUGCUUGUGGCAACAUUUGAAUUCACACCUAAAAGUGCUACACAAAAUAUGGCUCGCCGAAAAUUGGUGGCACAGCUCGAAAGUCUUUAUAUUUGCAUCAGUUUGGAUUAUUUAAUGACGUUACAAGAUUUCUUCAUAUCGGGUUUACCGUCUGGCAAUGCGGAAACGAAACCUCAAGCAAUAACUACAACUGAUCGAGUGGAUCCUGAUAGAAUAUCAGUUGCACAGGAUACUAAAUCAUCGAACGCACCUGCGAAACCACCAACACCAGCAGCAAAACCGGCAACACCAAAUGCUGACGCAGAAGUUGAAACUGCACUGGAUGUGUUGGUAAAACAUCCGGAAGUGAUCUUACUGGAAGAUCAACAUAAUGCCAAUUCCAAUUGUCUCGUACUUGAUUUGGCAUUGGAGAUGCGUAUGAAUAUCGUCAACGAAAAGUCGGAGUUGUCUGGCAGGCUGAGAGAUCUAACCGUUUACAGUUCGAACUUUGCUGAAUUGAAGAGCGCAGCUAAUUCGCCAUCGAAAGUUAAAUAUCGCAUUCUUCAACCAGCGAAAGCUGAGAUUUGUAUGUUAACAACUACUGAAGAGCAAAAAAUUGAUUUAAGAGUAUCGGAUAUCAUGGUCAGUAUUGCACCAGCUGCUGUUCGUACUGUCAUUGGCGUAAUGAGUUCAUUGGGAACACUCCAGGCAACAACAGAAGCUGAAGUGGAAAAAAUCAAUUCAAAAUCCAUCUUCGAUCCGAAACCGUUCAAAGAUGCCAACUUUUGGUUUACAAAAGGUAUUGAAGAGAAAGUGGAAGAGGUCGAUGUACUGGAAACAGUGCGCGGCACACCGUCCCAACAGGGAGCCAUUAAAGAAGAAGAAAAUAAGAUAAAAGAGCAAGAACAAACACCAGUUCAGAAACCUUUGGUUCAACAAUUAAUUUUCGUGUUGGAAACACUCGAGCUCAAACUCGAAGUUGGUUUAGGCGUGGUGACGAAGUCUGUGGUCGCUAUGUGUUUGACCGGUCUAACUGCUAAUAUACUAAACUGGUCAUCGAAUAUGAGUCUUCAAUCAACGAUGAAUAUCGAAGCAGCUUUGUACAAUGAGCAUGUCUUAGCUUGGGAACCGCUGAUCGAACCUCUAACUGAUGCGAGUGGUAAAACGUUUUCUCCAUGGAGUUUGAAUUGUUCAAUUAUACCCCAAAACAUCAAUGAUAAAUAUCGCAUAAAAAGUAUCUAUUAUGCAUUACCAUUCACGGAAAAGAAUGAAUCAUCGCUCAUCAAUGAACAACAGCGCAAAGAAGGCGUCCCAUCAUCCGGAGCAAAACAGUUGAUCGUGGUUCGCGCAGAUCAAUGGCUAAAUAUCACCAUAACGAAAACAGGUCUCGAUCUCGUUCAACGUCUAUCAGCACUUUUCAAUGACGUUUACAACAAACGAUUGCCACCAUCCGACGACGAUGAUUUACCGUUAUUAUCUGUAUGGAACAAAACCGGGCGAGAGUUGAGCAUUGAGAAUCUCACUGGUUUGCUUCUCAAUGAUCCAUCGACAAAAUCGAUUACUCUCCAACCGAACGAAUCUGCACCAUUGACAGUCCAUAAUCCCAAACAACACCACGGACGACUUUCGGUUAUCGAAGAGCAAUCGCAUAGAAAUCCACAAGAAUUUGCUGUUAAAUAUCGUGAUACACAAAAGACAGUCAGUAUCAAUCGCACAUGGAAACGUGUUUAUGAAUUAGGUUCAUCAUUGAUUCAAAGUUGGCCCAUGCAAAUUCUUUGCGAUGCUCAAGUGAAGAAUGACCGCCGAUGUAUUAUUCUUAGUUCAAUCGUUCGAAUUUUUAAUAAUACAACAUUACCAUUGGUUCUUCUGAAUGUUGACUCAGUGAAUACGAAACAUCAUACAGACGUGGCACGAAUUGAAGUUAAUCAAGAUUAUUAUGUUCCCAUUGAUCUACUAUAUAGCUCUUCGAAAUCAUCGAUAUUCUUUUCGGUUGAUGAGGGACAAGAAGAUAAGGACUUCUUCUCAUUCGAUUGGAUCAAUGAAUAUUCAACAGAAAGAAAACUAAAACUCAAAACUGGCAAAGAAGCCAAUUUUGUCAUUUUCAAAGAAAUAUCAGAAGCUCAUUUCGAAAACAUCGAUACGAUCGAUCGCCCAGCAUUUAAUCUUCACAUAUAUCCAGCUCUUCACUUAACUAAUCUUUUACCAGUUGAUAUUCAAUGCUCAGUGGAUGAUGUCGAAUCAAUCGAAUUAAAACCCAGUCAAUUACAGUUAAUCACAUCUGGCAAUAAGAAAUCUUCAUUGAAAUUUACUAUUCCAUCGUAUGAUAAUAUCAGGUGGGUAUCGGUACCAGUUGAUCUGACACAGGAGGGUCGAGGUGAUUAUAAUGAACUUCCGGUAAUCUUUCACAAUGCUGAUGAUUCAAGUGCGCAACGGAUCUUGAGAAUGGUCUUACGUGUUGAUGCAUAUCAUGAAUCCUAUCGUUUGUCGAUUUAUGCUUCGUUUUGGAUACUUAAUCGUACGAAUCUUAAACUUGAGUUUCAAAUUGAAAACAAUCGAAUAUGGAUUGAUCCUUUGGAAACACCCUUUUUAGUCUGCCCAGAAAAAUUUGCCAGUGAAGCAAGUAAAAAGGGACAAAUCCGCGUCUGUGUAAAUGAACAAAUCGAAUCCACCACGAACUGGUCAGAGAAAUUCUCGAUGGAUGUCAUUAAAAGUACAGGUGUGGCUACUUGUAAAGUACCAAACGAUCGAACAUAUAUGAUCUGCGUGGAUAUUGUGACAAGUUCAUUUGGCUUAACAAAGCUUGUGACACUUUCGCCGUCGAUGAUUGUCACAAAUAAAUCAAGUAUUGGAAUUGAAGUUGUUGAAAUGGUUGCCAAUAAAGAACAGGACACAUGGAAAAAAAUCGAACCUAAUCAGCUGAUUCCGUUUUGGCCUCGUAAUAUCAAAGAUGGUGUCAUGCAUGUUCGCUACACCGACAAUAAUCAAGUCAUGUCGACAGCAUUUGUGACUAAACGAAAGCAUCGAACACUCUUACGCAUGGACGAUGAAGAACGACCAGCAAUUAACGUCGAAGUUAAUGCAACCGAUUUCGACGGUGUUCGAGUCAUUUUCGAAGACUACAAGAUUGGAGAUGCACCGAUACUUGUUGUCAAUUGUUUGAAUAGUGAACCAGUUUCAUUCAGUCAAGUCGGUGGUCCGCCUAUACAUACACAAGUUCUACCGGCAUUGAGUUAUGUUUACUUUACAUGGCCGGACCCAUUGAAAGAGAGAGAACUACACAUAUCAUGUGGUUCAAAGAGUACACAAAUUGGAUUAACGCCUAUAUGUGGUUCGUUUGGCAAAGAAGGUCACCGUACUGUGAGCUACGCCAUUUUCGUCGAUGGUGUUCAAACCGUCUUACUUUUCUCAGACAAUGUCAAAGUGAUCGAAGCUGCGUCGGGUAUCCCAUCGUUAGCCGAAUCGAUGGAUCAACGUAUACAAAUUGGUAUUCAGGAUAUCGGCAUUUCGAUUGUCAAUGACAUUACUCGAGAGGAAAUGCUUUUCAUCAGUUUGAAUAAAUCGAAAACUAUUUGGACUGAAGCGAAAAAGUCUCGUGUUAAACCAUUACCUGAAGACGUCAACACGCAAUUAGAAGCUCUCUAUCAAACACACAUGCAGAAACGCGAAGCGAAUCCAGACGAUAGAGAACUUCUCGUCGCUAAAUACAGCAGUGAGAAAUAUCGAGAAAUUCUCUUCGAUGAAAACACCGCAUUCUUGAUUUCGACGAAGAAUCGUCGAAAACAUGCCAAACGACAAGCCCUAGAUGGUCUCUGCAUCGAAUAUGCAUGGUCUGUAUCAAAUUCUGCAUUGCACAUACGCAUCAAUCGCGUGCAAAUCGAUAAUCAACUCGGUUAUACAAUAUUUCCUGUUAUGUUCCACCCCGUCAUAUCAAAAGCGGCCAAAUCCGAUCAUGCUGAAAAAGCAUUCAUUGAAUUGAGUAUCUUCCAAACGAAAUCGACACAAUCGAAUGUUGUCCAGUUCAAAUACUUCAAAUUACUUAUACAAGAAUUUGCCGUGAAGAUCGAUCAAGGCUUGAUUGUUGCCAUUCUUGCCUUCAUGAAACAAGAAUCUAAUGCGGGAGCACCAACAGUCAAUAUGGAUGCUGAUUUGGAACAAAUUAAAAAACCAUUGGACGUGAUUUUGAAAGCACAAAUCGACACUCCAUCGGGCGAAACAAAAAUGUAUUUUGAUAACAUACAUUUAUCUCCUUUGAAGAUUCAUGUCAGUUUUUCAAUGCAUGGAGCAAAACCAACCGAUGAAUUGCUAGCGGAGUAUCCAUUAGUUGGCUUUCUGUUACGAACGCUGAAUGUUGCCGAAGUCAAUGACGUUAUUUUACGUUUGGGUUAUUACGAACGAAACGGUAGUAUAUUCACCGUGACGAAGAUCACAAAUGAUGUCACAGGUCAUUAUCAAAAUCAGUUUAUGAAACAAAUUCACGUCUUAGUACUUGGCCUUGAUGUACUCGGUAAUCCAUUCGGCGUUAUUCGCGGUCUUGCAGAAGGAGUCGAAUCGUUCUUCUAUGAGCCAUAUAAAGGAGCUAUUGAAGGUCCAAUGGAGUUCAUUGAAGGUGUGGGCGAGGGUUUCCGAUCAUUGUUAGGUUCGACAGUGGGUGGUGCCGCUGAAGCAUUUUCAAAAAUAACUGGGGUGCUCGGUAAAGGUUUAGCAACAUUAGCAUUCGAUGAAGAGUACAAGGCAUCGCGUGUCCGACGAAAAGAACCCGGUAGCAAUAUUGCAGCCGACAUUGCCACUGGUGGUAAAAAUGUUGUUAUGGGUUUCGUCGAUGGUGUCACAGGUGUUGUAACUAAACCAGUAGCUGGUGCAAAGGCUGAUGGUGCAGCUGGAUUUUUCAAAGGUUUAGGAAAGGGUAUGAUCGGUCUUGUCACACGACCCACUGGCGGCAUUGUUGAUUUUACUACAACAUCAUUUGAUAUUGUCAAAAGAACUGCUCAACACGAAGAAAUUGUUCGUCGGAUUCGUUAUCCACGCCACGUUGGUCGUGAUGGUCUCAUCCGGCCAUAUAUCUUUCAUGAAGCAAUGGGCUUCUACAUCCUCAGUAGGCUAGAAGAUAAGAAAUAUUCGAAAUCUGAAGAGACGUAUGUAGCGCAUAUAACUUGUUCAGAUAGUCCACAAUCUUGGUUGAUAGCAACAUCCAAACGUUUAAUAUUUGCUACUGAAAUGUCUCUACUUGAUUCGUAUGAAAUCGAUUGGGAUAUCGAAUACGAACAAUUAUACGAACGGCCAACAAUAAAGCCAGACGUAAGACAUAUCGAAAUUCUGACAAAGAAUGAAAAGAAAACGGGAACAACCAGAUCACAGCGAUCGUUUGGAAAAUUAGUGAAGUAUAAACACACUGCGGAUGCUCAGUAUAUCGUCAAGAAAAUCAGUGAUACGAUGCAUAGUGCUGGUAACUAA